Molecule: messenger RNA, 1324 nt
Organism: Raphanus sativus (radish)
Lineage: Eukaryota; Viridiplantae; Streptophyta; Magnoliopsida; Brassicales; Brassicaceae
Product: dof zinc finger protein DOF5.7
Exons: 1
Coding region: 107-1039 (310 amino acids)
Biological process (GO): regulation of DNA-templated transcription
Molecular function (GO): DNA binding; DNA-binding transcription factor activity
Source: RefSeq, a predicted model, not a curated record
CACCACACGAAACCCUUGUACCGACUGUUCUUCAACCUCUCUUUCUCUCUAUUCUCCUACUUCGCUUAUUUCCUUCAAACUUUUCUUCUCUCGUCCCAUCAUCAUCAUGUCCUCCCAUACCAAUCUCCACUCUCCUAAACCGGAUCACCGUACCACCGGCACAUCCCAUACCAAAAAACCACCGUCCUCCUCCGCCUCUCAAGACCAACAAACCCUAAAAUGUCCUCGUUGCAACUCCUCAAACACAAAGUUUUGUUACUACAACAACUACAGCCUCUCUCAGCCUCGUCACUUCUGCAAAGCUUGCCGCCGUUACUGGACACGUGGCGGUGCCUUAAGAAACGUCCCCAUCGGUGGAGGUUGUCGGAAAACAAAAAAAUCAUUCAAACCUAACUCAGCAAUAACUCCUUCUUCUUCAUCAUCUCAGAGAUUUUUCUCUUCGAUCAUGGAAGAUUCCACCAAGUUCUUCCCUCCUCCUACAACAAUGGAUUUUCAGCUCGCUGGUUUGUCUCUCAACAAAAUCAACGAUCUUCAACUUAUGAAUAAUCAAGAAGUUCUUGGCCUUAGGCCCAUGGACCAGGUCGAAACAACACCCGUUGAUGUUGGGUCGGGUUUAUCUUUAAUGGGUUUCGGAGACUACAACAACAACAACAACAACAACAAUCAUUCAUCGGGAACGUUCACAACCGCCGGAGCAACGGACGGUAACUUAGCUACUUCGAUAGAAACUUUGAGUUGCUUGAACCAAGAUUUGCACUGGAGACUUCAGCAGCAGAGGAUGGCUAUGCUUUUUGGUAGCUCUAAAGAAGAGACUGUCGUUGUGGAGAGGCCACAGCCGAUACUUUACAGGAAUCUAGAGAUCGUGAACUCACCGCCCUCGCCGACCAAGAAAGGAGAUAAUCAGACAGAGUGGUAUUUUGGUAAUAAUAAUAAUGAUAACGAAGGGGUGGCUAAUAAUAAUAACACAGGAGGAAGUGAGCAAUGGAACAAUGGAGUUCAAGCUUGGACUGAUCUUAACCAUUAUAAUGCUAUGCCAUGACUCUUGGUAAGUUAAAGAAACUAUAUCAUAUGAUCAGAUAUUUAAAAUUAUGUGUGUUUGUUAUGUAAUGCCAAAAAAGUAUUUAUGUUUGUAGUAUUUGUUAUGUUUGGGGUGUUCUUUGUAGUCAGCUUUAUUUUCUGUUGUUGUUUACUGUUUUAGUAUUAUAAGUUUCAAUUUGUAAACAAAAAUUCUAAGAAUUGAGAGAUAAAACUAUAGUAAUAGAUUCUCCAAACUUGCGACUUUUCUGUACACAUAAUUAUUUCAAUGUUGGAAAAUUCCAAACAA